Messenger RNA from Drosophila rhopaloa, 2380 nucleotides. It is a transcript of the gene Plekhm1, whose product is annotated as pleckstrin homology domain-containing family M member 1. The record is from RefSeq and is a predicted model, not a curated record. NCBI's taxonomy places the organism in Eukaryota, Metazoa, Arthropoda, Insecta, Diptera, Drosophilidae. Bases 60 to 2225 code for a protein of 721 amino acids. The transcript has 6 exons.
UUUACUCAUUUGCAUAGGCCCUCGGAAAACCACAACAGAAGGUCAGGAUCGACAACCAAAUGAGCUCCCUGUUCCGUAGCCUGAAUCACUUUUCAUCAAAGCGCGAAAGUGUCGUGAAGGAGGCGCUCAUCAAUACACUGAACGAAAAUGCCCGCGAGAUCGAGUUCGAGGUGAAGCAGAAGAGCUUAGAGGUUUUGGGUCUGUGCGAGCAGACCAGUGCCCUGUGCACCACCUUGGAGGCCCUGUUCCUGCAUGGGUUGAAGGACUCCUUCCUGUCCGCCACCUUCAAUGUCAUCGCUGGCGACGUGGAGCGCAGGCCCGAUCCCAGCUUCUGGUCACCAUGCAUGGUCUUCAUGCACAAGCAGGUUAUCGAGCAGGUGCAGGGUCUCAGCCAGAUCACCUCGGAGAUCGGCCAGUGCCGCGCCUGGGUGCGACAGUCGCUGAACGAGUCCGUGUUCUCCUCCUACCUGAACAACAUGCGCAAGAACGGAUCGGCGCUGUCGCAGUACUAUAAGCGGAACGCCCUGGUCCGGGACUCCGACGGCCUGGAGACGGCCGCCAAGAUCAUGGAGAGCCUGGAAGCCUACGUGCAGUUUGAUCUGCCCGUCAACUCCAGCCUGCUUAACAAUUGGCCUGACUACUCCCUGCAACUAUCUGAUCUCUGGACGCCCGCACUUAAAUCCUGUCCGAUUAGCAGCGGCGUUGACGUGGCCAGUUCAUUGAGCUCCGAUAUCAUAGCCAUACCCACGCCCCAGCCCCUGCAGACCAACGAGCUGUUCUCGGACUCCAUUUCCAAUAGCCCCUUCAGCCGAAGCGGCAACUUCGGCGUGCCGGAUCUCAGCCAGCGCGAGAACCUUGAUCUGAUGAUACAGAAGUUUGAUGAGAUGGAUGUGAUAAGCGAGGAGCAGACACCAGUUGAAGGAGCGGAAGCGGGUCAACCUGAAGAGCCCGAAGUUGCAUCGGGUAGUAAGCAGAGCACCCGCGAAAAAUCCAAGCGACAAAUGGAUGGCUCCUUUGCCGAGUUGGAUAUUGAGAAACCCAGUCUUUUACCACAGGGCAGCAACUCGCUGUCCAAUCUGAUGCAGACCUCCUGGUCUGGUGACCUGGAAACAACUCACACACCCACUUCACCCAGUGAUGAUCUGUCGGGAUCGAGGUUUUUCCAGCGAUCUGUAAGCGUCAGCAGCGCCGUCAGUCUGCGUUCCCCCAACACGGACAGGUGCAGCUAUAAUGCCCUGCUCCGAAAGCAUGAGAACAACCGGGAGGUAGGAGCAGGAUGGUCAGAGAUCUGGGAGAAGUUCCGGGCCAGUGCUUCGAACCUAAAUGUGGCCCAACCGCAGCGUGACAGCGAUCCUCCCAUUUCGGAAGACUUGAGUGAUCUGCAUUCACUGGAUACAAACUCUGAAUUCGAGCUGCUCACCUCCGAGUUUGACAUGGUGGAGCUGCAGCAAAUGGUGGCCCAGUUGUGCCAACUGGCGCGAGAGCCGGGUCUGGAUUCCCAAGGAUUUCUGUGCAAGAGCUGUCAGCAUCCGCUGGGCAUUGGUUACUCCAACUUUCAAGUUUGCGCCUUUAGUGGUGGUUACUACUGCAGCAGCUGCAUGGACGUGGAGAUGCAACUGAUACCCGCCCGCAUUAUUUAUAAUUGGGAUUUCCGGAAGUACAGCGUGAGCAAGCGGGCAGCGACUUUUCUGGCCGAAUUCCGUUCACAUCCGUUCUUGGACAUGCAGUUACUCAACCCUAGGAUCUACUUUGCCUCCGAUGCCAUGGCUGAAUUGCAAUCUUUGCGUAUCCGACUAAACUUCAUACGGGCGUAUUUGUACACUUGUGCUCCCAGCAGCAUCGAACUGCUGCAGAAUCAGUUCUCAGGCAGGGAAUAUCUCCACGAGCACAUUCAUCUUUACUCGAUAUCAGAUUUGGCCCUGAUUCAACGCGGUGUGCUGUGCCAGCAGCUGCAGAAAGCGUUUAAGUUGGGCGAAGCCCAUGUGCUGAAAUGCAGACUAUGCCAUCUCAAAGGAUUUAUCUGCGAAAUCUGUCAGAGCCCAAGGGUACUGUAUCCUUUUCACAUCAGCACCACCUUCAGAUGCCUACCAUGCGGAGCCGUUUUCCAUGCAGAGUGUCUAAAUGACAAGCAGCCUUGCCCAAAAUGUGAGCGAAUACGCAAACGCGAGGAUCAGGGUCUGCAGGAUGCAGUGCAAUGUCUCAAGCUGAAGAACGAGGUCGCUUAAAUUCAGCCAUAUUUAGUAUUUAAGUUGAACAAGUGCGAUUUGUUGUUAAAUGUAACCAAGAAAAGGCUUUACUAUACAUUUAAAUUAGGAUUAAGGCUAAAAUUGUUAUGGCUAGAGAGCAUUUACACUAACUCAAAUAUAAAGCAUAUACCACA